AUGGCUCAAGCAAGUCAUAUGAAUACUAAGCCAAAACAGUCGAUUCGAUGGCGAAUUUCUAGAAGUAAUGAUCAAUUAAAUAGUGGAUUGCAUCCUAGUCAACGAAAUGUUCAACAUCAUAUUGAAUCAAGUGUUGAUAGAACAGAUUAUUCUAAUACUCGUAUUUGUAUAUGUCAAACAGCUAGACAUCAUCCUAACUUACCAAUGAAAAUAAGCAAUAGAAUAUCUUCAAGUAGUUCAUCGACUAAUAAUACACAAAUUAAUCAAGGACAAAAUAUUUCUAUUGGUUUACGUACUUCUUCUAAUCUACAAACUAAGAGAACAUCAAUUUUAUCUUCGACAACAGAUAGUACAAGUGAUAAUAUCAAUAAAUUGACAACUUUUUCCUUUCAAAGAAUAAAUUCUCAACUACAAAGAAUAAAUUCUCAACGAAAACGAAAAUCACAUUUAAUCGAAAAUACUGCACAAUUAACUCGUGAAUGUGUUAUUUGUUUAUUAGAUCAACCAAUUUAUUUAUUUGAAGAACGUUAUAGUAAUCAAUGUGAACAUUUUCAAAGAACAAUAUGUGAUACAUGUGUUUAUAAUAAUAUAAAAACUCUUGUUGAAAAUGUGAUAAAUAAUCAUAUAUGUUGUCCUGAACCGAAUUGUAUGGCUAUAUUUAAUUUUGAAAAUAUUCGUUAUAUUCUUACAAUGGGAAAUAAUUUAGAAUUAUUUGAACGAUAUGAUCGACAAUUAACAUAUCAACAUCUUGAACAAAUUCAAGAAUUUAUUUGGUGUGCACAUAAUGGAUGUGGUUCAGGACAAAUACAUAAUAUGAACACAACAUAUUCAAAUCCAAUGGUUACAUGUAUUAAAUGUAAAAAACAAACAUGUGCUUUUCAUCGUAUAAAAUGGCAUGUUGGUAUGACAUGUCAAGAAUAUGAUCAAUUAAAAAUAUCAUCGAUUGAUGAUAAUACACAAAUAUGGCUUAGAAAUAAUUCAAAAAAAUGUCCAUUAUGUCAAUCAUAUAUUGAAAAAAUUUCUGGAUGUGAUCAUAUGACAUGUACAAGAUGUAAACAUCAAUUUUGUUGGGAAUGUUAUGCUGAUUAUAAAAAAAUUCAAAUUUAUGGUCGUAGACAACAUAUGAAAUCUUGUACACAUUAUUUACUUUAUACUCAUUCAAAUAAUCAUUUUUAUAGACAAAGAUUAAUAAAUUGUACUAUUUUAUAG
Messenger RNA from Rotaria sordida, 1209 nucleotides. The record is from the annotation of a GenBank genome assembly. Lineage: Eukaryota; Metazoa; Rotifera; Eurotatoria; Philodinida; Philodinidae.